CUCCACCUCAAGGUCCUCGGACAGAUUACAAGGUUCUGAAACUUGCAAGUCAUGUGAGCACAUAAAGACCUAGCCAUUCCUCUAUCUCACUCUCUUGCUCGAAACAUAUUAGUAGAAAACAAGACAUGAAGAGAUUGAUGUUCAAGCUGGGAAUACUUUGUAUGUCCAUGAUGUUCUACGUGUGUCAAGCAACCAGCAAUCUCCACCCCGUGAUCUUAGUACCAGGAAAUGGUGGAAACCAACUAGAGGCCAGACUAACCCGUGGCUACAAGCCCUCGAGCCUGUUCUGCCAUUGGUACCCAAUCUUGAAGCAAAAGGGAGGUUGGUUCAGGCUAUGGUUUGACCCCGGGGUCCUGUUAGCACCAUUCACUCAAUGUUUUGCUGAUCGUAUGAUGCUCUUCUAUGAUAAAGAUACUGAUGAUUACCGUAAUGCUCCUGGGAUUGAAACCAGAGUGCUACAUUUUGGCUCCACUCAGUCCCUUCUCUACCUCGACCCCAGUCUCAAGCGAGCCACAGCAUACAUGGCUCCACUAGUGGAAUCUUUAGAAGAAAUUGGAUAUGUUAGUGGUGAAACACUAUUUGGAGCCCCAUAUGAUUUUCGGUAUGGCUUGGCUGCAGAAGGGCACCCUUCAAAGGUUGGUUCCAAGUUUUUGCUGGACUUGAAAGAUCUCGUAGAAAAAGCAAGCAGAGACAAUGGAGGGAAGCCAGUAAUUAUUGUCUCCCACAGUUUAGGAGGUCUCUUUGCGCUCCAGCUUCUCAACAAGAACCCCAUAUCUUGGCGUAAAAAAUAUAUCAAACACUUUGUUGCACUUUCUACUCCAUGGGGUGGUACAGUGGUGCAGAUGGUUACUUUUGCUUCAGGGUAUACACUAGGAGUGCCCUUUGUUGAUCCAUUGCUUGUAAGAGAAGAGCAAAGGACUUCAGAAAGCAACUCAUGGCUUUUGCCUAAUGCAAAAGUAUUUGGUGAAAGAAAACUUGUUAUCACGCCAGAUGCUACUUAUUCAGCCCAUGAAAUCACUCGAUUUCUUAAUGACAUUGGAUUUUCCAGAGGGGUUUAUCCUUAUACAACCCGGAUUUUGCCUUUAAUGGAGCAAUUGAUUGCCCCAGAGGUUCCUAUCACAUGUAUAAUCGGGAGUGAUGUUAGGACACCGGAGACCUUAUUCUACGGGGACAAUGGUUUUGAUGAGCAGCCGGAUGUUGUUUAUGGGGAUGGAGAUGGCACGGUAAACAUGGCAAGCCUACUGGCACUUGAGAAAUUGUGGGCUGAGGAGAAAAAUCAACCCCUCAAGGUAAUUAGAAUUGGUGGGAUUUCUCACACAACAAUUCUCCAAAAUGAUUCGGCACUUGCUGAAAUAACAGGAGAAAUUUAUAGUAUUAAUUCUCAUGUUAUCAGCUCAGUCUUGUAGAGAGUUUUAUUAUCAUGGAUAGAUGGAAAUUUAUUGCAUAGAUGAGUUUCCAGCAA
This is a messenger RNA of Populus nigra (black poplar), 1462 nucleotides long. RefSeq names its product lecithin-cholesterol acyltransferase-like 1. NCBI's taxonomy places the organism in Eukaryota, Viridiplantae, Streptophyta, Magnoliopsida, Malpighiales, Salicaceae. The transcript has 2 exons. The coding region runs from base 126 to 1406 and encodes 426 amino acids. The record is from RefSeq and is a predicted model, not a curated record. Gene Ontology annotation, biological process: lipid metabolic process.